UCCGCGCACUACACUGUGCUAAAGACCGCUGCAUAUCACUUUCAGCACAGUCUUGCGCACGCCCUGACCCUCCCCCCAAAGAAUCCUUCUCUGGGCUGACGCGAGCGUUUUGUUUCUCUGGUCAAUCCAUUUCAUCCACCAUCCGACGCCGUAUAUACCGUAAAGAGAAAUAUUGACGCUCCGAUAUUUGCUGUCUUUAUUUGCGUCGACGAUCGCCAAACCCGACCUCGAAUAUUCCCUCUCCUGUAGACUUGUCGCUGUCGUACUCGUCCGCUCGAUAACCUCAGCCGCCCGGCCCUUCUCGAACUUGCCUUUCCAGCGUCCUCAACAGUUCCGCUCGACUUUAUAGGACAUCUUAUUUGUAUUAUAUUAUUAACAGCAAGCAGAGGGAAUUUGUCCAUAUUUUUUCUUUCCCCUUCCUUGCCAUGGAGCCCUCCUCGACCCAACCGGGCAUCCCGCGACCUGGUUCAACAGCAGAGGAUCUAUCCCCACAAGUCCCCGAUACUGACGACUAUGACUUGGCUGCUGAGAUGGUUUCUGAUGGCUUCAGACCACCAGCAAGAUCAUCACCUUCCUUGAGUGCAUCUCAUGAAGCCUCAUCCCCAACACAACUCCCGGGAACCUCGUCAUCCGCUGCACCACAGCCGACCUUUGCGAGCCUCCUUCCGCGGGCGCAGCAAUCCAGCCCUCCCCUACCACGACCAUCUAGCAUUUCAAAACCCCCUCGACCGCAUGAUUCGCUUCGAAUCCAGAACGAUGGCUCCGUCGAAGAUUCCUCCGGCCCCUCACACCCAUAUCACAUGUAUCCUCAACGAACAUUGAGCAACACCUCAGAUAGACGUCGACAACAGCCGGCUGCAGCAGUUGUGGAGCAAGAGUAUUCCCUCUACAAUGAUGAGGUCGAGCUGCCGACUAUUGCUACGGAGCAGGCAUUGCCAGUACGAUUUGGCGAGUCUAGUAACGCAUACCACAACCGCAUCGGAACUCAAGAGGCUGCGACCGCAUUGGGCCAUGCUGAAGAACUGCCGCCAUAUUCAAGAUACCCCGAAGUAGCGAUGACAAGAAAGCCAGAGCCAACUACUGCACAACAAGAUACCCCUUCAUUCACAACAUCUUCUGGUAGUACGUCUCCAGAACGUCACUCACAAGAAGAGCUUGAAAUGCAACCACAGCAACCGCGCCCACGUCCAGAGCCACAUCAAGCACAGUCACACCACUCAUCAUCAUCGAUUAACCAGAUGCCUGGCGCUGGGGGGAUGGGCAUUGCUACCAGAAAUCCAGAGUUUGAUUCGACACAAGAAACGCUCGCCGCUUCGCAGUCUCGGCCAUCCACCUUGUCUAGUCACGAUCUCAACAUUGCUGCAAAGGACCUGGCUGAGAAGCCUACACCUACUAAGUGGCAGUUGUGGGCAAAACGAAAGGUAUGCGGUGUGGUUCCGUACUGGGCCAUUUGCCUCGCGUUGAUAAGUGUUGCUCUUAUGAGCAUUAUUAUGGGUGCCGUCCUCGGUACACUACUGCACAGACACCAGUACAAACCUCCUGGCCGUCCUAGCGGAGGACCACCAAAUCUGGACCCGGUCAAAGGUUUCCCGUCUGAGGCUAAACUUCCAGAGGGCCGCUUCUCGCCGCCACCGACAAAGCCACAGGUAGCUUCGCCUAGUUGUAUUGCUCCCGGGCCGGCCCAAAAUGCCUGGGACUGUAAUUUGAGCUAUGGCAGAAGCGGAUCGGGGUUCUCACUGGGCAUCAACUUCACUGGAACAAACGACGAACCCAAAUAUGAUCUCUUCUUCGCGGAGACUGGCCGUAGACUCACCUACGGUGCUCAACCUCCCAGAAUUGAUGGACCUGUUCCCCUCACCCUGUAUAAAGAUUCCAUCAACCCGAAAAAGAUGGUUUGGUUUGGAAAGCAUACAUACACAAAAACCGUUAUUGCUGAGUAUGGAGAUCUUGCGCCACUUAUUAAACGCGAAAACGGCAGUGAGGGGAAGCGCGCAUAUGUCCUUAACGAUGGCCAAGGUGGCUGGUACUGUAGCUGGCCCAACAUCGUGUUCCGAGUGUCAAUUUUUCCCUGUGGUAACACGAAUGGCCAACCGAAACCGCAAGUCAAUUUCAGCGGAGCAUCGCCAUCAACCCCAACAAGCUCAGCUGCUGAGCCGUCGGCAACUGUUACCCGCCUACCCCCUCUGAACAAAGAGCUCGUUUUUGAGGAGGUUCGACAACAAUCUGACUACCCAUACGUAGGCACAUGUCGCCGAUUCACCUAUGACCUUGCCAAUAACAAGAAAAACUUCAUGUCUGACGAGAUAUACAUCAAAACCAAUCCUUUUACACCUGAACAGACUAUCAGAUGGAACCGACAGUCAGAUUCAUACACAUUACACAGUCGCAACCCAAGUGCUUCCUUUGCAGAAUGCAGUUGCGAGUGGAUGACCUGA
This is a messenger RNA of [Torrubiella] hemipterigena, 2435 nucleotides long. Lineage: Eukaryota; Fungi; Ascomycota; Sordariomycetes; Hypocreales; Clavicipitaceae. The record is from the annotation of a GenBank genome assembly.